Molecule: messenger RNA, 1370 nt
Organism: Tarenaya hassleriana
Lineage: Eukaryota; Viridiplantae; Streptophyta; Magnoliopsida; Brassicales; Cleomaceae
Product: cell division cycle protein 123 homolog
Exons: 2
Coding region: 105-1115 (336 amino acids)
Cellular component (GO): cytoplasm
Source: RefSeq, a predicted model, not a curated record
CACCUCGCCGCCUUCGGAUCAUCUUCGUCUCUUUCAUUGUGACGUUUUCAAGCUUCUUUGGUAUUUGCAUCUGGUGAAUUUUGUUUAGAUUCUUGAUUUCAGCGAUGAAGGAAGAGGAGAUAAUCCGGUGCCAGAUUCAGGAAUGGUACCCGAAAUUCAAAUCCGUCUCCAUCAAGACCAAAAUCCACAAACUCCCAGAAUCCUUCGUUGAUUACAUCGCCGAUGAUUCUGGGCCAUUCGUUCUUCCAGCUUCUGUUGCGAACGAGGACGCUCUCGCCAACAGAGUCCACAAUCCUUACGAAGAGGAAGAUUACCAAGUCUCCGAAGGAUCAGACGACGAAGCUGAGCCAACGGUUGCUCCAUCUUUCCCGGAGCUUGAGCUCGAGAUCAAGGAUUCAAUCGAGAGCCUUGGCGGAGCAGUAUUCCCGAAGCUGAAUUGGAGUGCCCCGAAGGACGCUGCGUGGAUCAGUCCGACACAGAAUCUAAGGUGCACAUGUUUCAGUGAGAUUGCUCUCUUGUUACGUUCAUCGGACUCGCUGGUUCAUGAUCUGUGUCACGCAUAUGAUUCGUGUUCCGACAAAACGAUCUCCAGGCCGCCAAGUUUCUUCCUUGCCCUGAGAAAAUGGUACCCUUCAUUGAGGCCUGACAUGGAAUUCCGAUGCUUUGUCCGAUCGAAUCAGCUCGUGGGGAUGUGUCAGCGCGAGGUCACCACGUUUUACCCUGUUCUUCUGGACAAGAAAGAAGAGCUCAAAGCCCUGAUCGAGGACUUCUUCCAUGAAUCCGUGAGAGCGAAGUUCGAAUCAGACAAAUACAUUUUCGACGUAUACGUCACUGGUAACAGGCGAGUAAAACUCAUAGACUUCAAUCCAUGGGGUGCGUCUACGCUGCCAUUGAUGUACACACGGGAGGAACUCGAACGAAUUGGCGGAAACGAAGGCGAGGAAGUGGAGAUGAGGAUAGUGGAGAGCCAAUGUAGUGUAAGGCCUGGCUUGAAGACGGCUGUUCCUUACGAUUAUUUGGACACGAGCCCCGGUAGUGGUUGGGACCAAGUUCUCAGGAAUGCCGAGGAGCAGUUGCAGCAAGACAUGAGAGCUUCUGACGCAGCGGGCGCUUGAACAUGGCUGCCUCUUUUCUCGACCUCUGCAAGUGAUCUGCUUCACUUUGCCAGAUUCUAAUCCGAGAUGUUUCUUGUUUUUGCAACUUAUGUCUGGCUUUCCAGAUCAACUGUUGUGUCUUGAAUCUCUCUUUUUGCCAUGUGAUUUCUUUUUCAAGAUCUCUUCGUGAAGGUGUAAAUGAUUGUGGGAUGAAAUGUGAUUGCAGAGAAGAGUGAAGUGAAAAGGAAACAUCUUUUGCUAUGGAUUUGAUUUCUA